AUGAAUAAUUGCAAGUAUCAAGACGGUUUCUGUGAGAUCAAGAAAAAUGAAAUUAUAACAUGGGAUGUUAACAGAGAUCAGAAAUGUCAAUUUAUCUCUAUUGGAAUACUUGAUGGGAUGUACAAUAACAAACUUUGGGUUAACAAUAAGAACCAAAUCGCACUCAAUUUCCAAUCCAAUAAAACAGUACAAGAUUGCAACUCAAAUCUAAUGAUCAGUGAUGAAGGCUUUGCUGUAAAAAGAAUUGAAAGAUCUCAAUAUUCUCCAAGACACAUUCCUAUUCCAAUCCCAUCAUAUUCUCAACAAGAUAUUCAACGUCAAGACGAGAACAAGAAGAACUCAGAAAACGUGAACAAGAGGAACAACAGAGAAAGCGGGAGCAAGAAGAUACAAAAUGAAGUUCUUGAAAGUCUUAUAAGAGAAAGUCCAAGGAGAUACAUCCAAAAACAAUUGAAUCAUUCAGCCAUCAAAGUAAGAUUCAUAGAUUCUCAGGAUCCAAUAGUACAAGUUACCUUCUGUAAAGAAAUUGAUGAAGAAGAGAUUGAUUUCAUUGAUCUUACUCGUUUCGAUGGAUACAAGUUGAGCUUAGCGCUAACACUAGGACAAAUACCAAUCAAGAUAAAAAGUCUUGGAGAUAAAAUUUGGUAUUACAAGAAUGAUAAUUUUGGAGGAGUGAUAUCAAGUAAACCACAGCUUCACCCCAUGAUCGAUUAUAGAACUAACAUUACUAAUAUGAAAGAUUUCAAAGAGUAUGAUUUGAAAUUCUUAGAUGACAAAGUAGUAUUCCAUGAACACAUUCUAUUAGAUUUGAAAACUAAUAUUGAAGAAGAACUCAUAGAAGAAAUGAGAGAAAAGUCUGAUGUUUCAAUUGAAGCUCAUGCAAGUAAUCAAGAUUCUACUUUACCUCAUGAGAUUUUAGACGAUGUAGAAGGAUUCUUUGGAAAGUGGUGGCUUAGAAUUUGGAGAGUUGGUGUUACUUUGCCAGCAAUGUUCGUAUACCUAUUUAUAGCUAGAUCAUUUUGGAUGAUACUUUCUCCAAAAACUUUCAUUGAUAGAAAAAAUAGAAAAAGAAGAAGAGAAUAUGAGGCUGUAGAGUUGAGAGAAAUGCCAUCUAUACAAUCUCUAACAGUUGAUUAA
Messenger RNA from Caenorhabditis briggsae, 1137 nucleotides. NCBI's taxonomy places the organism in Eukaryota, Metazoa, Nematoda, Chromadorea, Rhabditida, Rhabditidae. Bases 1 to 1137 code for a protein of 378 amino acids. The transcript has 2 exons. The record is from RefSeq and is a predicted model, not a curated record.